CCCAUAUCAAAGUUGCCGUCGCGUGUAGCGCACGCCUCGUCUCGUAGCGGCUGCAGCGAGUUGAUCCCGACGAACUACGCGACGAGGAUCGAGUCGAGUCGAGACAAUCCAGUCAGUGGCGUGCCGCCGACCGAAGAGACGUGACGUCCUACCCGACCGCGUACGGACGCAACGAAUUCAAACACGAUCGCACGAACGAACAACACGAGAUCGCCCAAAAAUCCUAACACGAACCGAGCUCUUCAUUUGCUUAAACCCUUUGAUUUGUUACAAUUUUGUGUUUUCUAUGUGUAUUUUGUUUGUGUUUUAUCAUAUUACGGUCUUUUUGAUAUUUGAUUGCGCUGUAUCUUGAAAACCUACGUUCAUUUAUUUUGUGGUCACAAUGUAUUUUUCUACACACUUGGGUUGGGUUUAACGAUAUUAUCAUAGAUGGGGACGAUGGAGACGAGUUCGUAUACAUUCCUUCAAAAAUUAUCUUCAUGAGAGCAGAAAUUGAGAGAAUAUGAUUUUAAAAAUGGGAGGGAAGUCGCCUCCGGGCACGAAGCCCGAGAAGGAGUCAAAAAAAGAAGAGAAAAAAGAAGUUAAGAAGAAAUGGGAGAGGUGCGAAGACAAAUGUCCCGGGGACCCUUGGGCGUACUGCAUAGUGUUGUGGUGUGCGUGUGCGAUGAGCCUCAUCUCGAGCGGGUACAGUUUGUACAAGCAGCAAGGACUGCAGGACAGAUUGUCUUUGUUGGAGGAGCAGCACUUAGCGUUGAGGAGCGCAGUUCUCGAGCCUCAGCAGCCUCUUGUAGAGAGACUUCGUAGGGAGGUGUUGGCCCGACCACCGCCGAGUUACUGGAGACCGAGACGGAGUAUCAGAGAUUAUGGAGACUGCGUGUGUCCACCAGGACCUCCCGGGCCACCCGGCAAGAGAGGCAAGAAGGGCAAGAAAGGAGACCCCGGCGAACCAGGCCCACCGGGUUUAACUGGGGCGGCAGGAAAAAAUGGAUUUCCGGGGAGCAAAGGCGAAAAAGGCGAGCGAGGUUUCAUGGGUCCCAUCGGGUUGGAUGGACCGAAAGGAGAUCCGGGUCGACCGGGGGACAAGGGGCAAAAAGGUGAACACGGCAGUCCUGGAUUCGAUGUAUUCUCAGCGGUCAAGGGUGUAAAAAGAUCAGUGGACAACUUUAAAAUAAGUCCGUACACGACAGCGGAGAUCAUAGCCGUGAAGGGUGAACCCGGCGAGCCGGGUCCCCCUGGCCCCGCAGGCCCGCAGGGUCCGGAGGGAUUGCCAGGCCACGACGGGCGGACAGGACCCGCGGGCACCGCCGGCCCGCCCGGCCCCGCCGGUCCUUCUGGCCCGCCUGGCGCCAUAGGACCUAUCGGUCCAAUUGGACCUUCUGGACCUAAGGGCGACAAAGGCGACAAGGGCGAGCGCGGCUUCACGACGACGCUGAAGGGCGACGCAUUCCCCACCGGCAUCAUCGAAGGCCCGCCGGGUCCGCCGGGCCCGCCCGGUAAACCUGGCGAGCCUGGCCCCCGCGGUCCCCCAGGCAUAGAUGGCUCCCCUGGCCUCUCGGGCGUGCAAGGUCCACCCGGCAAGCCGGGUGAAAUGGGUCCAAAAGGGUCAAAAGGCGAGUACGGUGACAUGGGCUCGCCGGGCAUGCUGGGCGCGCCCGGGUUGCCCGGCCCGCCCGGCUACCCCGGCCUCAAGGGUGAGAAGGGGGACAAGGGCGACUCGAAGUACAGAAAGCUGAGGAGAAGACAGAACUUGCAGGGAGACGGCACUGGAUACGAGCUGUACGGACAUGAAAUUAUGAUGGGCCCGCCGGGGUCGCCGGGCCCCGCGGGGCCGCCGGGCGUGGCGGGCCCGCCCGGCAUCAAGGGCGACAAGGGCGAGCCCGGCGUGCGCGGGAAAGCGGGUGAAAGAGGCGAAAAAGGAGACGCAGGUCCUAUGGGAUUACCGGGGCCAGUGGGCCUGCCGGGUGAGCCCGGCCGACCCGGCGACGUCGGCCCCAGGGAAGCGGUACUGCAGUGGGUGCGACGGCGACUCGACGUCGACAACGAUUUGCCGCUUUGAGACGGCGACGGCGCGUCAUCAUCGCAGCCACCUGAGCCCUGACCCUCCACUUGACUCCAGCCACCAGACGACAAACGUCAGUGAUGCCGAUCUCUUAUAGACUCGCCAGUGUUCAUAUUGAUCGAACAGAAUUAUAACUAGGUGUUUAUGGAAAUGACUGUUUAAUUGUAAAUACAAGUGAACCCACUUUCCAUUGUAUUCUGUACAAAUUACUCGUAAAGUAGCUAAGCUGAAAUAUACAGCUGCUAGUGCGACAUCGCCCAUUGUAUUAGUCUGUGUGUUGCUAUUCGUAAGUAUUUUUGUGUUGUAUAUAUAGGUCUCGAAGAAAGUUUUAAUGUUUAUGCCAAAACGUUUAAUUGUUCUAGCUGAUAACGUACCUUUUUUAGUUUGUAUAAUUUUUAUGAACUUUUGGUAAUAAAUAGGAAGUAAAAUGUCAUCAUUAGAAUCGAUUCGUUGGCGAGUGUCUCUAGCGCUCAUAUAUUGUGGUUCAUUGUAGCAAUAGAUAGGUGCGUACUCGUAUUUGUAUUACUUUCGUAACUAAACUGCACCAUAGCAUCCUUUAAACAUACAUACGUAUUUCUGCUGGCGAUAUCGCCGGUACAAGUCGCGCAUGUGAUCCUCGCUCAUGUGACAGUUCAUUACAUUUGAACUUUUCUACGAGCGAUGUCGCAAAUAGAAGUACAUACUCGUACGUAAAUAUCGUAUUAAAAAUAAUCUAUAAAUAGCGCAGUGAUGGGCACGCGGUCGCUUUGCGUAAGUGAAGUUCCGGAUUCCAUUCCCCAAUUGGGCUAGUUUAAGAUUUCCUGAAUUGACCCGGAGCUAGGUGUAAUGGGCUGUGCCCUCAGAUGUCUGCUGCCUGCUUCCUAAUAACAUAGGAUAUCCUAACUUGAGAACCAGACAAUUGGUGUGAUUAUAUGGCACUUAUUAUUAUUAAUAAACAUAAUUAUGACUAAAAAAUAAUGAAUCAAUCAUUACCAAACCGUACCUCAAGAGACUCAGUACAGUAGAAAGCUCAAUAAUGAAAGUAGAUAUGAGGCCAGUCCUCCUAGACAAGUGGCAAACGUGUCUAUCGACAGAUACCUACGUGUGUAUGAGAUAGAACGAGAGAGCUACUAGAGUCUUGUUCUUUUUAUGCGUCUGCUAAAGAAAAUGUAACUACCGACAGAGACAUUUGCCCCUUGUCAGAGAAGGCAAACCAUUAAAAUAAGCGACAAACGAAUGUACUUGUAACCAUAUAAGUAACCGUAUCCACAGAUUACUUCCGCAUGCAUAACAGGAGACAACAUCGUUGCCGCCUCGUUCUUUCUAACGCAUGCAUGCGCUCAUAUGAACAUAAGGUAUUAUAAAAUGUAUUGUGAUUCGCUAGCCACUUCAUAGAUGACCGUGCCCUUUGUUAGAUCGCAUAACAUGCUACUAUGUAGCAGGCGUUGUCAAUUUUGUAAAUAAUUUAUACCAUAAUGUGUCUAGUAUAGUAUAGAGGUAAAUAGAUUUUCCAUAAUAUAUAAUUAUAUAUAGAUAAGACAUGAAAGUAUGUAUUGAGUAAUGCAGGUGGUGUGUGUUGCAAUGUACCUGUGCUCGCCUACUUCUGGGUAUUUAUUUUUUGUAAUUAAAAAUAUGCGACUGUAUAAAUUAUUUUAAUUGUAAAUAAAAUAUAACUAUUGUGAAAUUUUUAUUAUCAUAAA
Molecule: messenger RNA, 3738 nt
Organism: Galleria mellonella (greater wax moth)
Lineage: Eukaryota; Metazoa; Arthropoda; Insecta; Lepidoptera; Pyralidae
Product: collagen alpha chain CG42342
Exons: 17
Coding region: 503-2056 (517 amino acids)
Source: RefSeq, a predicted model, not a curated record